AUGGAAGGAACCGUUCGGUCCGGCUCGGAUUUCGAUAUAGUCUCGUUCGUUAGAGGCGUGCGGGCGGAGUGGGAGAGCGGCAAUGUGGCGCGCCAGUGGCGGGAGAAUCUUUCGCGCCACGUGGACGGCCUUCAGCGCCGCCUCCCGCAAUUUCCGCUGCCGAUCGUUGCGCGCCAAGAGCGCGGGGACCCGGCUUCCGCGAAUGGCGCGGAGCGCCCGCCGGGACUCAAGGAUGUGGGGGUGCGCGCGACGGGGGGCGCGCGUUCAGGCGGAGCGCAAGGGGGAGGAGCGGAGGGAAACGACUCGCGGGGGGACGAGGACGGCGCGGAAACGUGGAGAAACAACGUGGGUGCGCCUACUGGCGCAGUCGCGCAGGCGGGGCAAGUGCGGAGCAGCAAGGCGGGGGGGCCGAGCGGGCGGAAGUGGGGGCGCGAGACGGUGAAGCAGCGCAUGGAGCGGUGGCGCCGCGAGCGGGAGCUGAUGAUGAUGCGCGCGGCGGAGGAGGGGAGGCGGAGGGAGGCGGAGGCGGAGGGGGAAGGGGAAGGGGAGGGGCCGCGGGAAGUGGCGGUGGAGGAGCUGUAUGUGGCGCGCAGCAGACACUACACACCCAACGUCCUCACCUUCGGACUCUUCCCUCCUCUCCCACACCAUCACCCCCACUGCCCCCCUCUUUCUCCCACACCACUGGACCCCAGUGUAUUUAUUCAAGCAGUGGACGGAGUACUGGUGUCCACAGGCGAGCUUCAACUUGGCCUGCCAUUUGUGACAGCGCAUAACCUUGCCACUGCGCUGUCCCCCCUCCCCCUCUAUCCCCCCACCAGCUACUCGUUCAAGCAGUGGAUGCACUAUUCAUUCAAGGAAUGGACGGAGUACUGGGCGCUGCUCUCCACAGGCGAGCUCUACCUCGGCCUGCCCCACGGGGACCCGCGCCACUUCGACUUCCACCACGACCGCCGCACCAACCCGCACCGCUUCGUACCGCUCUCGCACGCCCACGGCCCGGCGCACGAGUUUGAGUAUGGCGGGUGCCAGGUGGCGCUGGCGCCAGGUCAGCAGGAGGUGCGGGUGGGCGGCGGCGACGUGGUGUUUAAGAGGGUACAGCCGUGCGAGGCGGAGGAGGGGUGUAGGUUGGAGGGGAGGUUUGUUCACGCGGCGGCUCGAGACUUUGUCGAUGCAGCAGAGGCUUCAGGCGUGCAUGGUGGGACGACCGUGACUUUCCGGGGAGAUGGGACGUUCAGUGUGCAGGGCGCGACAGGGAUAUUGCCGUGUAAGGCAGGGGGGAUGGGCGUGGGGGAGGGCGCAGGGAUGGGGGUGGGGAGAGUGGGAGGGUUAGAGGGGAGGGAUGGGGAGGUGGAUGAUGAAGAAAGGGAGGGGAGGGGGGAGUAUGAGAUAAGGGGGAAUGGCAUAGAGUUGAGGUAUGAAGGGGGGCGAGUGGAGGAUGCUUUCUUCUUUGAGUACCCGGGGUCAGGUGGCAGUGAGGUGAACAUCAACGGUACGACAUAUCACAGAGUGGUGGAGCAGGGUGGGGAGGAGUGA
This is a messenger RNA of Closterium sp. Naga37s-1, 1536 nucleotides long. NCBI's taxonomy places the organism in Eukaryota, Viridiplantae, Streptophyta, Zygnematophyceae, Desmidiales, Closteriaceae. The record is from the annotation of a GenBank genome assembly.